Messenger RNA from Oncorhynchus kisutch (coho salmon), 3882 nucleotides. RefSeq names its product syntaxin-binding protein 6. Gene Ontology annotation, biological process: exocytosis; Golgi to plasma membrane transport. Gene Ontology annotation, molecular function: phosphatidylinositol-4,5-bisphosphate binding. NCBI's taxonomy places the organism in Eukaryota, Metazoa, Chordata, Actinopteri, Salmoniformes, Salmonidae. The record is from RefSeq and is a predicted model, not a curated record. Gene Ontology annotation, cellular component: exocyst; plasma membrane. The coding region runs from base 473 to 1216 and encodes 247 amino acids. The transcript has 7 exons.
AACUAUAAAUCCUUCAUCAUUCGAAGGAAAACAACUGUAAAUCAUGGCAAACAUACUUGUUAUUUUGGAGGAGUGUUUUUGAGAGUCAAAUAAAAUCCAGAUUGCGUUUACGUAGCGCCUACUCCACGUGACUGGCGGUUUGGAAAAGUUGCUGUGAGGACCUGCUACUGCUCUUCCAUCGAGACAGCAGCUGUGGCGCGCUAGUAGUCUAGCACUGCGAGAGUUUGAGGCGCUCUGUCUUUCUUUGAAAUACGACUGUUGAACGAAAUUAGGCUACUUCUAUGUCAAAAAGGACAUGCUACCUUUUACUUUGAUUGGAUAACAGGAACGACUUUGCAAGUGAAAGUUCAUGGACUCACGUUGAUAUCCUUUGACUCUUGAACCACACGUGAAACAGUCGCCUAACAAGAAAGGAGAGCUGACGAACUCCUCUCCAUCAACCCUCUCUCUGCGACUUUCCCCCUCCCCCAAGAUGAGUGCCAAGUCAGCCAUCAACAAGGCGGUGUUCACGCCCCACGAUGAGAAGAUGCUUGCAGCCGUGCAGGUGAAGAGGAGGACCAAGAAGAAGAUCCCCUUCCUGGCUACUGGAGGACAGGGAGACUACAUGACCUUCAUCUGCCUCUCAGUGACUAAUAAGAAGCCUUCCCAUGUGUCCAUCACCAAGGUGAAGCAGUUCCCAGGUUCAUCGUCCUUCGCCAAGAGGUCAAUGUGGACCAUCGACCAGCUGAGACAGGUCAACGGCUGUGACCCCAACAAAGACUGUCCAGAGUUUGACUUGGCAUUUGACAAUGCCUUUGACCAGUGGGUGGCUGGCUCGGCCGGCGAAAAGUGCACCUUUAUCCAGAUCCUCCACCACACCUGCCAGCGCUACAGCUCUCAGAGCAAGCCAGAAUUUGUCAACUGUCAGUCCAAACUGCUGGGAGACGAUGAAACUGUAGAUUCAGUCGUUUUCCGUUGCAAGGUCUUUUUGAGCAGAAUGAGGAAAGAAGUUGUUUUAAACAGUCGACGCCAAGGUCGCCGGCUACUCUUAGAAGGUAACAGUAUACUCCACUCUGCAGCAGACAGUGUGACCAGUGCUGUACAGAAGGCCAGCCAGGCUCUGAACGAGCGAGGGGAGCGGUUAAGCCGGGCAGAGGAGAAAACAGGGGAGAUGAAGAACAGUGCUGAGCAGUUCUCAGUCACCGCACACAAGCUGGCCAUGAAGCACAAGUGUUAAACCAUUGCUAAGCCUUCGGGAGUAGGGGUCCGCCAAGAGCGCCAGACGCCAUUAAGGACAGAUUUCUGAUUUGAUUAUUCUUACAACUUUUAACAUGAUUACUCUUGUUAACAACGGUAACAUUUAAAUUUUGUGUUGUUGUGUAGCUACCUUGUUUCUAAUGAAGAAUAUAUGAUGACGUUGAGAGGGGAGAGCUCAGACAGUUAAGAGCAAAAGUUUCACAGCUAACUCCUCUUUCACUACCUCCAUUGCCCCCUAAGUACUCCAUGACUUUACGUAGGCACUGCCAUCCCCAACCUAGACAAACACACACACACACACACACACACAUUCCAGAUCCCCGAGAUUGGAUGAUGUGACACAUGCGUAUCACAUGAUGGCUAUUUCCUGUACUUGGGGACAACAAUGUACAUCCCUGUAUGUGAACAUUAACUUGUUAAAAAAAUGUUAGAUCUCUUUUGCCAUUUGACAUCACACUGUUGUAAAGGCUCAUUGGUGCAUUCAUUCAUUGCAGACAUAAUACUAGCCAAAUGUGUGACGGACAUGUUGCUUCAAAAACCUCCUGCUGGAAGACUAUAUUUCAACUAAGAUGGUAUGAAAUGUGCUGUUUUCCAACUAAAAAGUCUGAGUGACCAAAUGUUCAGGUGCAUGGUCUCUGUCAAAAGGUUGAAUGAAACCUACAGAGUAAAGACGAGCAUUUAGGCUUUACUUUUGGUAACAUUUCCGAAGGGUUAUUGAAGCACUUGGUUGUAAGAACAAGAUCAGACAUUUGUAAAUUAGCUUCAACUGUUAACAAGCUUAUAAACCUGUAAAUUCAUUCUACCACAAUCUCUGAAAAUAAUAUUUCCAUUCUAACUUGGUCACAUCUUGUAAUUCUUGUUUAAUUGGGGUUUAUGAAAUGUUUUCUGUAAAACAGCUGACUGACACUUCUUCACUAGCGGCAUUGUACAGUAUUGGUGUCCAUUCACUGACUGUGUAACCGUGGCUUCAUCACAAACAAGUAACCACCCACAGUGUGGGUAUGUUUAUUACUUUUAGAUUCUAUAUGUCUUGCUGUUACAGUGCACGGACAACCUUACCUUGCAGAGCACUGUUAAGUUCUUAAUGAAAUUCUCGUUGCCUCAACUUCUAGUCUGCUUUAGUCCUAACAUUUUGGAUAUUCAUUGUUUUUAAUAAAAAUAUUGAAACUAUGUAUUAUGGUUAUGAAAGUUUUGGGGGUUUUUGCUAGUGCAAGCCCCUUAGUUGGUCUCAGUGAAUACGUUUAUUAUCCUUCACUUUUCAUAGGACCAGAUGAGGUCUCUAAACAAAGCGCAAUGGUUUUUUAGCCUUUUUAAACAGUAUUUUAUUAGUUCUUCAACAGCAUGUGGUUUUACUUGAGCAGUCUGUGUUAUGACAACACUCGUGGUAACCCAGGCGAACAGUGCCUUGCUAUAUUGAUAACCAAAGGGAGAAAGUAAAGUAUGUUUUGUACCAGGUUUGAAAGAGGGUGUUGCUUAAGAUGUAUGGUGCUUGUUGGAAGUGAAUUGUGUGAGGAAUACAGAAGAAGAAAAGGCUGAAUAGGUGGUUAUUACAGAAUGAAUAGGUGGUUAUUACAGAAUGAAUAGGUGGUUAUUACAGAAUGAAUAGGUGGUUAUUACAGAAUGAAUAGGUGGUUAUUACAGAAUGAAUAGGUGGUUAUUACAGAAUGAAUAGGUGGUUAUUACAGAAUGAAUAGCUGGUUAUUACAGAAUGAAUAGGUGGUUAUUACAGAAUGAAUAGCUGAUUAUUACAGACAAACACCAUUAUUUUCAAUUAAACAUAUUGAGUUAUUUCAAAACAUCGGUCUCGUUGUCUAUCAGAUUGCAUACCAUCUAAAUAAAUAGAAAUUGUCUCAAGUCUCUCUUUACAUUUUUGACAAUGUUUUUUGUGUGGGGGGGUGCAUUUCACAAUAAGGCCAAUAGACUAGAAAAGUCAUGGGAAAGGCAAGGUGUGUAUAGGUAGUGGUAAGGAGUAGUGAACUGCAUGUAGUUUAACUAGUAAUUUAACUACAUUUUGCAGUAGCUUGGUGGUAGUUGAACUAAAUUCAAAUCUUGGUGGUGUUUUUAGUGUUUCCAUUACUUGUUUGCUAUAUAGUGGUGUAGUUAACUAAUGGAACUACACAAUACUUUUUUUGCCAGAAAUAAAAUAUAUUUAAAGUAGGCAAACAUUUUGUUUCUUUUUCAUCAGACCUGCCUAAUCACUGGAAACAUACUGUGUUUAAUAGUCUAAAUGACACAUUCAGUUAACACCUGACUCCAGAGUGAACUUGCAUUUUGUAGUCUGACAUUUCACAUUUAGAUGGUCAGUAUAUCAAAGUAGUUUGAAUGUAUUGAACUACUUUUUCAAAGUCACUUUCUUUAGUUAACUGAACUAUAUUUGUAUUAAGGGUAGCUUUAGUGUACAGUGCUUGGUAUAUUUUCUGAUAACUAUAUUCUCAGAGUUACUUCUCCAAUGCUAUAUACUGUAGGUCAUAUCCUGUAAUCCACUGCUUUACUGGGGUCCCUUUUUGUAAGAGCUAACAUUAUCACAAUGACACAGCAUGUGUGCAGGCUUAUGUCUAAACAUCUACACUGAAAAUAUAAACUCAACAUGUAAAGUGUUGGUCCCAUGUUUCAUGAAUUGAAAUAAAAGAUUCUUGAAAUUCCAAA